Molecule: messenger RNA, 3832 nt
Organism: Rhopalosiphum padi (bird cherry-oat aphid)
Lineage: Eukaryota; Metazoa; Arthropoda; Insecta; Hemiptera; Aphididae
Product: DNA-binding protein D-ETS-6-like
Exons: 4
Coding region: 407-1330 (307 amino acids)
Biological process (GO): cell differentiation; regulation of transcription by RNA polymerase II
Cellular component (GO): nucleus
Molecular function (GO): DNA-binding transcription factor activity, RNA polymerase II-specific; sequence-specific DNA binding
Source: RefSeq, a predicted model, not a curated record
UCAGUUUUCGUCAAACCAUCGUUGCAUUCGCGUCAAUAGUUUUAGUAUGCUGUAUGGAAGAAAUACUGGCCAUACUAUAGACACUAGUACACUACAAUCGUACCGGCACGAAAUAAUUAAAUCGUCGACGCGGAUUCAUGAACCACGAUGGGCAUUCUAUAGAUAUAAUAAUAAUAUAUCAUAUGAUAUAGAUAUGAUAAUUUAUCUAACGUCAUCCGAAGUCCUCUUGCGAGUUACUAUUUUCCUUUUAACGGCAAUAAUAAUACAUCAUAAUAUUCCUGGUGAACGUGGUGGACCGAUGUUCACGAACGCGUUGCGAUUUCGGCAGUUGUUUUCUAUUCCCGCCGUAUUGACUUUCAUGGUGAACCGCUGCUGACAUGUGUGCGGCUAACGUCGUCAGCUACUUAUGCACGUGAUGUCCGAUAUCGAUCGCGAAGCUACAGCGUCCGAAGAUCGAAACUCCGCCACUGCUGCUGUUGUAUUGCCAAACGAUCCUUUGGAUUGGACUAACGAUCACGUAGCGGCAUGGUUGAAAUGGUGUGUCAGACAUUUAGAACUGUGGCCAAUUCCGAAAUCAGACGACUUUCCUAACACAGGUUAUGAACUCUGUUCAUUAGACAGGACUGAGUUUGAUCGUAGAUCACGAAACAGACGUUCCGGCCGAUUAUUAUUACUACAUUUGUCAUUACUUCGACAACCUGUUACUGGAACGCCACCUAGUCCCAGUCUCACAACACCCGAAGACGAUCCAUACGAGGUGGUCAACGCAGCCAGCAGUCGGCUUGUAGCACAAGCGGCCGCAGGCUCGGGGCAAAUACAAUUGUGGCAGUUUCUGUUGGAGUUGUUGGCCGAUUCCAACAACGUCGGGUGCAUUUGCUGGGACGGUCCCGGUGGCGAAUUCAAGUUGAUCGACCCAGACGAGGUGGCCAGGCGUUGGGGCGAACGCAAGUCGAAGCCCAAUAUGAACUACGAUAAGCUCAGUAGAGCUCUUAGGUACUACUACGACAAAAACAUUAUGACCAAAGUUCACGGUAAACGGUAUGCGUACAAGUUCGACUUUCAUGGGCUGAUGACUGCGUGCCAUCAGAGCCAGCCACAGAUGCCGACAGCACAGUCUGGCCUCCAAGCGGCCGCGGGCCCAUCGUCAGCCGCCGUACCGUCCACGCCGUCACCGUCUGACUUUGCUGGCGGUCUGUACAGUCAACAGCACACUUCCGCUUCCGGGCCGUCAAACGCUUUAUUUCCGGCUGGGCCUUCUUACUGGGCCACAUCUGCCGCGGGCCUUUCCACGCUAUACCAACAUCCGGCCGGACCACGGUAUCCGCCGUAAUCCGAUUCAUCAUAAUAUAUAAUAUAAUAUAAUAAUCUAUAUUAGGGAUGGGUUCUCAAACUAUAGUCAAAUUUUCGAAUACCACAAACUUCGAUAAAUUCGUAUACAUUACAAAGCUCGUUGAAAAUCGAAUACUUCGAACUCGAACAUUUUGAACAAUUCGAGAAAAAUCAAAUUCGAUAUUGAUAAUAUUAUGAAUAAAAUUUUUAUUUUAUAAAAUAUAAAUAGCUGUAGAUUAUAGUUAGGUAUAUCUGUACUAUUUUAUUUCCCAUUUUUCUGAAUGGCCUUUAUCAGUUUUGACAAUUUUAUAAUCGUGUCGUUAUCUGAUUAAAUUUUGAGAAUUCAAAAUUUUUGAAAAGUUCGAUAAAAACGAGAUUGAAUUAAACUUCGAUUAAUUUGAGAAAAAAGAAGCUGGAGUUCAUGAAAAUUUAAGUUCGACCCAUCCCUUUAACAUACACAAAUAGCUGUAUACCCGCGCGCUGCAGUUAUAUCACACAUCUUAUUUAUAAAUAUUAUGUUGAGGAAAUGUGAUCGUUGAAACAAUCUCAUAAUAUAUUUAAUUAUUUAAUUUUUACUUAGAGCCGAUUCCAACAUAUUAUAACGUAUUGUUUUGUUAUUUUGUUUCGUAGAAAGUAUCGAAACGACGCGACUACUUAAACACAAUAAUAUUUAUUUUUGUUUGUUGCUUAACAAUGUUUCGCAUGAAAAUGAGCCUUAAUACUGAUAGUAAUAAUAUUACAAUAUAUAAUGGGCAUCAUCACAUCUUGCAAUACACAUCGCGCCACUUCUGUCACUGCCAUGUAGGGUCCGUGCUACCUACUUAUACAGGAGUGAGCACACAGUUUUUUUCUAUCGUUAAUAUGUGACUUUUAUUAAAACAUAAGUACAUACAAAAUUAUACUUCAUGAAAUAUGUACAAUAAUUAUCAUUGAAAAAAAUUAAAUAUUACAAGAAUAUAAAACAUACUAACUCUACAGUUUACAAUUUUAAAAUACUUAUAAUAACUUAUUAGUUCAAAAUUAAAGUAUCAAAAUGAACCUAUAACAUACGUGGGGCCCUGGAUAAUAACUAUGAUCUUUACAUUUAAAAACGGUCAAUAAUUCUCAAUUUAUUCUAAUAUUAAAAAUGGAUUAUUCUGAAAUUGAAAUUUGACAUAUUACGUAUAUGAUUAAUAAGACCUAUACGCUAUACAACACAAUAUGCAGAUAAUGAUAUCUUCUUAAGAGGUUGAUAUUUUCGUAUGUUAAUUUACAUAAAUAAUACACCCAAAUCCCUAAUACCAGUAAUACCCUACUAGUUAUUAAUGGUUUAAUACUUUCGAAUAAAAAUUAUCUCAUUAAAUUUGUCUUAAAAUUAUUUUAGGUGUAAAAAACAAUUAAAUUGUAUAACUAUUUUACUUCGAAGUUUAUAUACUAAAUCAUUUUUAUUUACAAUUUUGCUAUUGAAAUAUGAAAUUAUUUAUUACUUAGAAUGGCUUUCUUAUACGCUUUCGUAGUGGGUUAUUGCUACACGAAUAGUCUUUCGUGAGUUAGUUCAACACACAAUACUAAAAUCCUGGGUACCUACGCAACUAUACUUGCCUAUAUAUAUACAUAUUAUAUCAGGGGCAGAUCCAGACCAAGAUAACGGGGGGGGGACGAUUUUUAAAAGGCACACAUUUGAUAAAGUAUUUAUUUAGGUACAUACAUAUGUUACUUUCCACAGUCUCGUACAGAACAAAAAUAUAUUUUUUAUAAUAAUAGUAAUAAAAAAAUAUAUCACUAUAAUUUUGUUACCCUUGAAGUAUAAUUACGUCAAAAACUAAAAUCAGAGACUUCAAGCUAUCUUUUUUUUGAGAGAACGGGGGGGGCGAUCGUUCUGAUAAUUUGUAGACCACGACGUUAUACACGCGUGAUAAAAUACCUACGCUACAAAAGCAGUGUGACUUGGACGUGAAUUAAUAAAAUUAUUUGGGCAGUUUUUCAUUAUAAUAAUUGCACAGUUUGAAGUAACACAUUAAUAAUAAAUAUUUUUUUACAAUGGCAGGUUAUAUUUAAAAACAUUCAAAUUAUAGAGUUUUUAAAUAAAGUUGUAUAUAAAGUUACUGUCAUAAAAAAAUUAAAAAAAAAUACUUAUCUAAAUAGUUAAAUUGUGAUUUUUUUUGUACCUAUAUAUGAACAAUAUUGUUAGCAGCAUAAAACAAGAUUAAUUAUGAUAUGAUGUCAUUGGAAGUUAUAGCCAUUAUUACGCAUCAAUUCCGUUUGAACUAUAUACCUAUGAUAGAUUUGCAUAUAAAUAUUGAUUAAUUUAUCGCUAAGUCAUACUAAGAAAGUAUCUUAAUUAAGUAAUGUACUACCUAUAAUGUAAAAUGCUGCAGCGCGCGGUCGAUAUUAGAUUAUUAAGUUUAUUAUUAUGUACCAUACAGUAACAAGUUCCUUUAAGUCAACAGAACAUAUUAUAUAUAUAUAAUUUGUAUAAUAAUAUAAAGUGUAAAUAUAUAAAUAUUGUUGUGUUAUUUUUUAA